Messenger RNA from Ectocarpus siliculosus, 903 nucleotides. Lineage: Eukaryota; Phaeophyceae; Ectocarpales; Ectocarpaceae. The record is from the annotation of a GenBank genome assembly.
AUGUCGAGCCUCAAUCUCCACUUGCGCGACAUGCGACAACUCUUCAGCUCACAGUCCAAGAGCGAGCCGGCCAUCAGCGUGCGGCGUAACUGCGUGCUCGUGAACUUCGAGACGCUAAGGGGGAUCGUUCUCGUUGACAGAAUAUUGCUAGUGGUUGACCCUGGCGCGGACAGCAUCCUGAUGGAGGUCAGAAAAGCGGUUUCGCAGAGCCACGACGACGUUUACGAGUUCGAGCUCAAGGCCGUCGAGGCGCUGCUGUCCGUCUCGUCGAAACGCCUGGAGAGAGAAGUCCGAGAGGUGGAGAAGCCUAUCGCGAACAUCGUGAACAUACUGGAGGGGCCGGGCAAGGGCGCCACCUCCGCCAAGAACAACGAUACCUUCCGCGUCCUGCUGAACAGCAUCAACGUGCUGGAGAACAGGGCUAAGGCGAGGCGACGAGCGCUGCUCAUGGUGCUCGAAGACGACACGGACUUGGCCAUGAUGAACCUCACCAGGAUGUACCAGAGCCCCGAGGACUACCUCCCGCCUCUCUCGGCCGAGGUGCUCGAGGACCACGAAGAGAUGGAACUCCUUCUCGAGGCGUACCUCCAGGAUAUCAACUCGAUCUACAACGUUCUGGAGCUGCUCCUAAACAGAGCGCGCAGCACGGAGGCCCUGGUGAUGGUGAAGCUCGACAUCGCCAGAAACAGGAUCCUCACGGCGGGGCUGGUGUUCAGCAUGGCCUCCACCUGCCUGACCGUCGGCGCUCUCGUCUCCGGAAUUUUCGGCAUGAACCUCAAGAGCGGGCUAGACUCCAACAACAUCCUCUUCGAGGUCGUUGCUAUUGGGACAGUGUGUGCUUGCACCGUGGCCUUCUGCGGCGUGUUCGCGUUCUUCUAUCGACACGGUAUUCUGGUAUCAUGA